AUGGGUCAGAAGUUUUGUACAGUAGCAGUUUUGAGUGUUUUGAUGCAGAUUCGUGGAAAUGUGGAUUGCUGUUCAUCUGAACUAAAGUGUAGAUGUUACAAUUUCUCUAAUGAUAUUCACGCCGAUUGCUCGGAUCUAGGACUUAAACUGUCACCGUAUUUCUGGACAAAUGUCACACGAAUCAAUCUCAGCCAUAACAGGUUGAUACAGCUCCCAAACAGAAAAAAAUUACCAGAUAACGUAACUUAUCUGGAUCUUUCCCACAACUCUAUUAGAACAUUUAGAAACUUUUCAUUCAAGGGACUGUGGCAGCUUUCAGUUCUGAAACUAAAUUCAAACAGGUUUCGAAUGACUGAAAACCUAAGUUUGAAUGUUUUUGCAGAUUUAAUCAACAUUAAAAAAAUUGAUUUAUCCGAAAAUACUGAGCUCACUUUUCGAAUUUUACCAAUUUUGACAUACGGUCUUCAAAAUUCCACUAUUUUUUCCCUUUACUUAAACAAAAUCCAUUGCACGUUUGGAUUAGGUACAGAAAUAAGGAAAGAUGAUGUUAGAUAUUUAAAACACACCAACCUUACGGAAAUUCAUUUAUCAAGUAACAGAAUAGAAUUAAUGGAAAAAGGAGCAAUUCAUUUAUUUCCAAAAACAAUAAAAAGAAUAUCAAUCGCUGAUAACAGACUGACAUUUGGAACAUACGUCUUCGAGCUUGAAACAUUAAAGAAUUUGGAAUGGAUAAACGCAAGUAUACAAUAUUUAUCCCAUAAUCCAAAUGAAAUUAUUCACAACAAAACGUGUGUUGAAAAUGAAAAUAAAAACGAAUAUCUAAUAAAUACGCAAUAUUAUUCAACUGGUCGCAUACAUAAGGCCGGUGAGUGGAGGAAGUUAUUUAUGGCAUAUGAAAAUAGAAAUGGUGGAAAUUUUACAAGAUCUUAUCUACAGAAAAGUUUACAAAACAGCACGAAUGGAAGCUUUCCAUUGCCACCAAAUAUAAAAAAGGUUUUUUACAACGAAAGUGGGCUACGGUAUGAGAUACCAACCAUGAGUUUGUCCGAAAACAACGUGGAGGAGUUAUAUGUACAGAACAAUAUUCUAUAUUCAUGGAAGGGUCCUGUAGAAGGAAUGAAAAGACUUCGAAUACUGAACUUGUCAAACAAUUUCUGCUCUGCAGUCUCCAAGUCUUUUUUUCAAUACCUUGGGAAUCUCUCAGAAUUAUACCUGAACAAUAACUUAUUGGGUUUUAGCUUGUCACCAGAUACAGAAGGACAAAUAUUUGCAAGUCUUACAAACUUGACUCGCUUAGAGCUGAGAGCAAAUAGAAUUUCAAAUCUGCCAUAUCAAGUUUUCAAAGAACUUCGAAGCAUUAUGGAGUUAGACCUGGCCGACAAUACGCUUACCACUCUAGACUUUAGCAUUUCUACUUUAAAGAACUUACAGUUUCUUGAUUUAUCUGAAAACCAAAUCCAGUUUCUUACCGACACAAAUAUGAAAGAGAUUGACCGACAGACAGAUAAAGUUAGUUUAACUUUAAAUCUUUUAAGAAACCCGAUUUUGUGUAAUUGUAAAACAUUGCAAUUUCUAAAGUGGAUGGUAAAAGGACACGAAACUAAGAAGGUCAAUUUUAAGUCAUUUGAAAACUACUCUUGCACGACAUCAUCCCGAAGCGAGCCAUUUAUGUUUUCAAAAAUUAAAGAAAAUAUCGAAAAGCUAGAAAAAGAAUGCAAUUCCUAUAUGUAUUUGAUUAUCUCCGUGUCAUUCAUCAUUCUCCUUUUCUUUUUUAUUCUCUUGUUAGGGUUAGUGUAUAGGUAUAGGUGGAAAAUUCGUUAUUUUUACUAUAUGACCAAAAGCCGAUAUCAUGGAUAUAAAUCUGUAAGAAGUGAUAGCCAAUCAGAUUUCAAAUAUGAUGCUUUUGUUUCGUAUGCAGAUGAAGAUUUGCCGUUUAUUCAGAAAAUGAUUAUAGAAUUAGAAAAAAAUAAUGGGAUGCGUUUAUGUAUUCACCAUCGAGAUUUUGUUCCAGGAUAUGAUAUUUCCGAAAAUAUUAUUACUGCUGUAAACAAAAGUAGAAAAACUGUCAUUAUUUUGUCUCCAAACUUCAUCAAAUCCAGUUGGUGUAUGUAUGAGCUCCAUAUUGCAAAGAUGGAAGAAAUCUAUUCUCGGGAUAAUGAAGACGUCCUCUUUUUGAUAUUUUAUGAAGCAGUUCCUGUGGAUAAAAUACCUCUAAGUGUUAUGGAUCUUAUAAAUCAAAGGUCUUACGUUGAAUUUCCUAACGAUGAAUAUGGGGAUCCGGUAUUCUGGAGGAGAAUUUGUAAAACUCUUAGUGAUGAAGUUUUAUGCUAA
This is a messenger RNA of Saccostrea echinata, 2331 nucleotides long. RefSeq names its product toll-like receptor 4. The record is from RefSeq and is a predicted model, not a curated record. The transcript has a single exon. Lineage: Eukaryota; Metazoa; Mollusca; Bivalvia; Ostreida; Ostreidae. Bases 1 to 2331 code for a protein of 776 amino acids. Gene Ontology annotation, cellular component: membrane. Gene Ontology annotation, molecular function: transmembrane signaling receptor activity; protein binding. Gene Ontology annotation, biological process: immune response; toll-like receptor signaling pathway; inflammatory response.